AUGUCUGACAAUGCGUGUGCGAUCGAUCCAUGCGGCGGUGUUUUUAACGAAGAAUCGGGUGGCGAACUAUUUCGUUUACACCCUAUGUCUGCGGUUAUGUCUUCUGAUGAAUCAAUACAUCGUAAACGGGUGAGAGAUUAUAGUGAUGUAGACAAUGAUGAUUUUAUUGAGGUAAAUAGAAAAUCGAAGCGGUUAAUUAAGAAGCAGUCGAGAAGAAAUGCAGUAAACGACAAUCAGGCAACGAACAAUAGUUCGAUUCAUUCUCAAAGUUCGGAUAUAAUAUAUGAGGUUACUUUGACGUCAAAAGAUCAACUUCCUAAACAAAUCGCUUUCGCAAAAUUGUUAAGGGACUUGAACAUUAAGAAUAUUGUAAGAAUUAAAUUUAAAAGUAAUUAUAAAGUAUCGAUUGCUUUUGGAGAUAAAGAGAAUGCUGACUUCUUAAUACAAUGCGAAGAGUUAAUUAAAAGAGAUUGGAGAUGUUAUAGAACUGAUGAGCUGAAAUUUUGUUAUGGUAUAGUGAGGCAAAUAGAUUUAGACACAAGUAUAGAAGAGUUACAAAAGAUUUUUGUAUGUGAGAGUGAGAUAGCCUCUUUGCGGCGUUUACGUCGUCAAAAUAGUGAAGGGAUAUGGGUUGACAGUGAAACUAUUCGCAUUUGUUUUAAGAGUACCGCUAUACCGCCUUAUGUUUCUGCAUACGGUUGUCGUUUUAUAGUGGAACCGUAUACAUUCCCAGUCUCGCAGUGUGCGAAUUGCUGGCGCUUUAGUCAUUUGAAAAAAUUCUGUCCACAUAAAAAAAGUGUGUGCCCUAAGUGUGGUCUUAACCACGAGAAUUGUGACACAAAAUUUUUCAAAUGUGUAAAUUGUGGCGGUCCACAUAUGGCGAUUGAAAGAAGUAAAUGUCCGGAAUUUAAAAAAGAAAAAGAGUUAAGAUGUAUAAUGAGCGCGGAGAACUGUUCAUAUAAAAAAGCAUUGAUGUUAUAUACAGAGAAGAUGAAAACAGAAUCUUUAGGAAGUCAGAAUACAAUAGUGGAGAAUACAAGUAUAAGUAUACCGAAUGAUAUGGGUGUCGAUAGGAAUGUUGGAACUUACAGUGGAGCGGUAUUAAACCAGAAUAAAAAACAUAUAGAUAAGGGAUACACAAACGAUCAAUUUUUAAAUAAGGAGUCGGAGAACAUUUCAGUGAAAGAGGGACAAGAAGUUAGAAAAAAAGUGAAAAAUAAACCCAAGAAAAACCGUGAUGAUAGAGAGGUAACUGUAGAUCAGGAAAUAAGUGAGUGUAAUGGAGAAGAUGAUGAACCCAGAGAGAAGCAUAACUUUAGUUUUAUUAGGUUACUUAAUAGAUUAAGAGACAUUAUUUUAUCAAGAAAAAUGCUGAGCGAGAAAUUCACGGACGUGUUAAGCGUAAUGUUUGAGGAGUGCUACCCAUUGGUAGCGGAUUUAUUUAGAAGGGGAGAAUUAUUCUCUAAUCUUCUAUCUAUUUUCGGUCAUGGAUAG
This is a messenger RNA of Colias croceus (clouded yellow), 1494 nucleotides long. RefSeq lists its product as uncharacterized. The transcript has 2 exons. The record is from RefSeq and is a predicted model, not a curated record. Lineage: Eukaryota; Metazoa; Arthropoda; Insecta; Lepidoptera; Pieridae. The coding region runs from base 1 to 1494 and encodes 497 amino acids.